CAUCCUGUCAGUGAAGAAGAAACGGGCUCACACGUGUUUCCCGAGAGUUGACGGAUAUAUUUUUAAUAAUUGUUCCAAACUUGGUAGUUUCUGGAUCUUUAACGGGAAUAUAACCGAGUAAAAAUGCCGAAGGUUAAGGCCGAGAAGAAGAGCAGGCAGCACCAAGAGGUGAAAAACCAAGGGAUCAUGUUCAACACUGGCAUCGGCCAGCACAUCCUGAAGAACCCUUUGGUUGUCAAUGGUAUCAUUGAAAAGGCUGCUCUGAGGCCGACAGAUGUGGUUCUGGAGGUGGGACCUGGUACCGGUAAUAUGACGGUUAAACUGCUGGAAAAGGCAAAGAAGGUGGUGGCCUGUGAGUUGGACUGCAGAUUGGUAGCUGAACUUCAGAAAAGAGUACAGUGCACCCCCAUGCAGACCAAACUUCAAAUAUUAGUUGGAGAUGUAUUAAAAACAGAUCUACCUUUCUUUGAUGUCUGUGUGGCUAAUUUACCUUACCAGAUUUCAUCACCGUUUGUCUUCAAGCUCCUGCUGCAUCGACCUUUCUUCAGGUGUGCCGUGUUGAUGUUCCAGAGAGAGUUUGCUAUGCGACUGGUCGCUCAACCUGGAGACAAGCUGUACUGCAGACUGUCCAUCAACACACAGCUUCUGGCUCGUGUAGACCACCUCAUGAAGGUAGGGAAGAAUAAUUUCCGUCCUCCUCCAAAAGUGGAGUCAAGUGUUGUCAGGAUAGAACCGAAAAAUCCUCCCCCUCCCGUUAACUUUCAGGAGUGGGACGGCCUGGUCAGAAUAGCCUUCGUAAGGAAAAACAAAACCCUCAAUGCAGCUUUCAAGUCGACUGCGGUGGAACAGCUGCUGGAAAAGAACUACAGAAUUCACUGUUCUGUACAUAAUGUGGAAGUCCCAGCAGACUUCAGCAUCAGCAAGAAGAUUGAGAGCGUUUUACAGGAGGCUGAUUUCAGUGAGAAAAGAGCCAGGUCCAUGGACAUCGAUGACUUCAUGGUACUGCUGCAUGCGUUCAAUUCUGCAGGGAUCCACUUUUCCUAAAUGGCAGAGGGGACUGAAGAGAACAGACUCUUGGCUUUUUGAUGAGGAGGCUGAAGUUAGUGGUCAGAUGAGUGGAAAGAAAGAGACUGUCGGUCUCAAAAUGAAUUUCCAAUGUUGACAUAGUUGGAUGAAAUAUACAGAGAAUAUUGGACGAUACAUUUAAAGAGCUCAUAUUGAGUGUCCUGUUUUCCCCUUAUGAAUAUACAUGAAGUGUUCCUAGGCGUGCACAUGGACAAUUUUCGGUUGUUUGACGUGUGUGGGUGUGGGUGUGAGAGAGUGUGAGAGAAUUCGUCAUUCAAUGAAAAUACUCUAAUGGAUUAUUACUCUAAUCAAAAAAUAGUCUACAAGUUUUCUAAAUGACGUCAAAAUGACCUCCUUAUGGAAAAGGUAAAUAUUUAAUAUGUGUAGCUUUGAGUGUAUGCAGUCUCUGAAAAUAAAUUCAGAUUAUCCACAAG
Seriola aureovittata is the source of this 1499-nucleotide messenger RNA. It is a transcript of the gene dimt1l, whose product is annotated as DIM1 dimethyladenosine transferase 1-like (S. cerevisiae). The coding region runs from base 124 to 1044 and encodes 306 amino acids. Gene Ontology annotation, cellular component: mitochondrial matrix. Gene Ontology annotation, biological process: rRNA methylation. The record is from RefSeq and is a predicted model, not a curated record. NCBI's taxonomy places the organism in Eukaryota, Metazoa, Chordata, Actinopteri, Carangiformes, Carangidae. Gene Ontology annotation, molecular function: rRNA (adenine-N6,N6-)-dimethyltransferase activity. The transcript has 12 exons.